Molecule: messenger RNA, 6753 nt
Organism: Colletes gigas
Lineage: Eukaryota; Metazoa; Arthropoda; Insecta; Hymenoptera; Colletidae
Gene: Tsp
Product: cartilage oligomeric matrix protein
Exons: 15
Coding region: 180-3749 (1189 amino acids)
Biological process (GO): cell adhesion
Cellular component (GO): extracellular region
Molecular function (GO): calcium ion binding
Source: RefSeq, a predicted model, not a curated record
AACGUCCCUGCGAUCUAUUUAUCCGUUUAAGAUCGGUAUGCACUGUUUCGAAUCGCUCGUAAGAAAAGUUGAACCGUGACCGCGACUAACGAAUAGAAAUCGACGAAAUCAACGGGUACAGAAUAAAUAGGCGAAUAAAAAAAAAGAAAAGAAUCACGGGCGAAAGUUGGUGAUCGAAAAUGCGUGUUACCGCGACGUUAAUUGUCGCUUCGAUCCUCGUUAUUUAUUUCGUCGAUUCCAGUGUCACGCCUGACAAAGACCUGACAACGAGUCUUCGCGAAGCAUGGGUCGACGACGAUUUUUCGAUUACAUUUUCGAACAUAAAAGCGAAGAAAAAAUCAUCGGAGGGGACGGUCGAAACACUUUUGGCUGUGAGAUUCGGGAAAUUCAGGACGAAAAUAAUGCUGAUGCUCGACAGACGAACGAAACGAGUGAUCCUCGAGGGCGUGAACGACGAUAGACGUCGAAUUACCGAGCAGAUUACCGUGGCCACUCUGGGCACCGAUGCACCGUUGAAGAAUAUAGUAAUCCUGGUGCAUCAGAGUCAACCAGAUGCAAGGAUCGAUGUUUACAUCGAUUGCGUCUACCAGGGCGUGUUACCGCUGAGGAAAAGUUUCAGGGAGCUAGAGAACGACGAGGACUGCUCCCUCGUAGAAGCAUUUAGGGAAAGAAGAAGCGAAGUGAAGGUGCAUCGAUCGUCGUCCGUAAUCGACGUGCUGAAGCUAGAGGGCUGUCCCAAUAAUGUUGAUCUAGACGCGUUACCGGAUCACUCGAAGGGCAGAAUAGAAGAAUCGUCGGAAUCGAUGAAGUCGAACGAAAGACAACGUAAUCGUUUUCGAUUAAAAGAUCGUGGCCACGAUUUGACCGUGCGGUCAAGUAAGUUCGAGGAUGAUUACGAGUUGGACGAUUUCGACGAUUCGGAUCGAUACGAGCACUUGGAUCAACGGGACGGCCUCCAACGAUCUCGUCGUUUCAACCAUGACCGUCGUUCGACUCGAUUGGAUCAAUCGAAUCGGUACGAUAAACGUUUUAUCGAAGGCUAUCGUAGCAAACAUUAUUCCACGGGUGACUCUGAGGUCGAUCAGUCGGAUCUGUUGAGCCAAUUGGAUCAUAUGUAUCAACGGACGCGAUCUGAGGAUUUCCAAAGACCGCAGCGUAUGAAAUCGGGAGAAACCAAUGAAACGGACGAAAUGAAUUUGUUGAAUCAAUCGACGGCGUAUUACAAAAGGGUACCGAGGAGGGGGGACAUAGGGAUCCAGAGUUUGGACGAAAAAAUUUGCAUCACCGAUAGUCAGCUGGGCAAAACUCUGAACGAACUGAUCGCUGCUACCAAAAAGAUCUGGAGAGAAAUAGAGUUGAAUAGAAUGGAAACGCAACAUCUACGACAACUAAUCGAAAAUUGCACAGCUUGUCGCGCACCACUCGUUCCACCGCCGACUACGACGCCCGCCCCGCCUUCCACGUGCGAUUAUAAGUCGCCUUGCUACCCAGGGGCUGACUGUCGCAACACACCGCGUGGCCCACUGUGUGGUGCCUGCCCACCAGGUUACACAGGUGACGGAUACCGGUGUACCAUAGUGAUCGUUACUUGCGCGAGCAGUCCGUGUUAUCCCGGUGUCCGUUGUUACGACCAUCCGGACGGUUACAGGUGUGGAAAGUGCCCUCUCGGUUACAUUGGCGAUGGGAAACGUUGCGAGAGACUGAGGAACAGUUGCGAGACCAACCCUUGUUACCAAGAAGUACAGUGCGAAUCGGUCCUUUAUCCACCGUAUUACAGAUGUGGUCCUUGCCCAGACGGUUACGUGGGCAACGGUUCGACGUGCGUACACGUGAACGAAUGCGAAUUGGCACAACCAUGCUAUCCCGGAGUACGCUGCAUUAAUCUACGUCCAGGUUACAGAUGCGAUCCUUGCCCGUCAGGAUACAAUGGGACCAUGAUCGAGGGAGUUGGGCUGGAGGUCGCUCGAGUUCACAAACAGAUCUGUCAGGAUAUAAACGAGUGUAAAAAUAACAAUGGAGGCUGCGGUCCGUACACGGAGUGCAUCAAUACGGAGGGUUCGUACAGAUGCGGACCGUGCAAAGCGGGCUUCCUGGGGAACCAAACGGUCGGCUGUCAUCCCCCGCACAAUGUCUGUCCAGAUUUGACGACGGUCUGCGACGCGAACGCUGACUGCGUCUGCAUCGAUGUCAAUCAAUACGCGUGCAGAUGUCGCGUCGGUUGGGCUGGAAACGGACUGCUGUGCGGCUUGGACAAGGACAGCGACGGUAUCCCCGAUAGAAAUCUCCGCUGUCACGAUCGGCAUUGUCGCGUGGACAACUGUCCGUUGACGCCGAACAGUGGCCAGGAGGACGCGGACCAGGAUGGCCAGGGUGACGCGUGCGAUCCGGACGCCGAUAACGACGGCGUGUUAAAUUCGUCGGACAAUUGUCCCUUGGUCUCGAAUCCGAAUCAAGAAGAUAGAGACCGCGACGGGCCGGAUUCCGUUGGCGAUGUCUGCGAUAACUGCCCCUUGGUCAGAAAUCCAACGCAAGAGGACACGGACGGGGAUGGCCUUGGCGACGCUUGCGACGACGAUAUCGAUAAUGACGGUGUCGGGAAUCAUUGGGACAACUGUCCGAGAACGGUGAAUCACGAUCAAGCGGACUCGGAUUUCGACAGGAUCGGCGACGCCUGUGACAACUGUCCUUCCGAUCCGAACACGGAUCAAUUAGAUCGAGACGGCGACGGCGUGGGCGACGUAUGCGACAACGACAAUGACAGGGACAGAGACGGCGUUCAGGACGACAGAGACAAUUGUCCCGAUGUGGCGAAUCCGGGACAGAACGACGACGAUCGCGACGGUAUUGGGAACGAGUGCGAUACGGACAUGGACAACGACGGCAUACCCAACUAUCAGGACAACUGUCCGUACGUGUACAAUCCGGAUCAACGGCACAGUCAUCACGAGAAUAUUGGCGACGCUUGUUACAACGACAACGACAACGACACCGUGAUAAACAUACACGACAACUGCCCUAAUAACAGCUUGAUCUGGUCGACGGACUUUAGAAAAUACGUCACGAUCGCUUUGGAUCCCGUUGGCACCGCUCAGGAGGAUCCAAUGUGGAGGAUACACAACGACGGCGCGGAGAUACAGCAGCUCGUAAACAGCGAUCCUGGAAUCGCUAUCGGCCCGGAUGUGUUCAGCGACGUGGACUUCGAGGGCACGUUUUUCAUCAACGACGACGGCGACGACGACUUCGUCGGUUUCGUGUUCUCCUAUCAAGACAAUCGUCGAUUCUAUAUCGUGACCUGGAAGAAGGGUCAGCAGCCAUACUGGAUGCCCACGCCGUUUAGAGCCGUCGGAGAUCCUGGGAUCUUUUUGAAGCUGGUCGACUCGAGCACCGGUCCCGGCGAACUUCUCAGAAACAGUCUUUGGCACAACCAGGACACACCUAAUCAGGUGAAGAUACUUUGGCGGGACCCGAAGAAAAUUGGCUGGAAGGAGAACACACCGUACAGAUGGCAACUGCUGCACAGGCCUAGGAUCGGCCUGAUCAGAUUCAGGCUUUACCAAGGCAAACAAUUGAUGGCUGAUUCCAGAAACGUUUACGACUCGACCCUGAAAGGCGGUCGACUGGGCGUGUACUGCUUCUCUCAGGAGAAAAUCACUUGGUCGAACCUGCUGUACAAGUGUAAAGAAACGGUACCCCAAUCAAUUUGGAACGAGUUGCCAGCGAACUUGAAGAAGGAAGUAGCUGUGGAUUAGGCCUCAUCCCCCUCACUACGACUUCUAAAUUUCCAUAUCGAUCGACGAAACUAGGAUCUUUAUUAAGUUGUAUAAAUUUACAAGUUAUUCGUUACUUAUGGAUUUCGAUAAUGAACGGUAUUCCGCGAGUGUUUCAGAUAAAUACAAUAUAAUUCAUUUACCGCUUUCAAGCAACAAAUCCAACGCGUUAAACUGUUUUAAGUGGAGAGUUUAAUAAAAAACAAACCCCCCAAAAAGGUCCAUUUUCCAAAGCAUUCCAAAAAAUUAACGUCUACGAAUGUUCUAAAAGAGAAAAGAAGGAAUCUGGAAUGGGGGAAGGCGAAGAGAGAAUAGUAGAGAACGAAAGAAAAAGAUAGUUUAUGCUUAUUAAUCGUUGACAGAGAAGUUUUUAUUCCAUGUGUCGAGAGAAGCGUUAUCACUUAUGAGAUGACCUAACGCUUUCAAAACUAUUGGACUCGCGUCUAGCGAUCGUGAUCGAGAACGAAACUUAUCAUCUACGUCGAUAUUUACACUAAGGAACAUGUGGAGCUUUUUCAAAGUUACAGCAAUUCCAAUCAAACGAGAAUUCGUUGGUUAAAGGACAUCGAAUUGUAUUUAUUUUUUUUUCGUUUUUUUUUUAUAAUGCAUUAACCAUCGAAAGAGGCCCAAUCAUGAUCGCGGGGAGCAUCUUAAGCCUUAGAAAUUUUACAUCGUAACAUUUACACGAUACUCGUAUUUACAAAUGAACGUUAAUUAUUGAAUUAUCAUAGCAAGAUCCGAAUGGAAAAUCAAAUAAUUGAUCCGACGACACUAACGGCUAUUAAUUUCUCGUAAUUUCGUUCGGAUUUUCUUUCAUGAAAAGCAGAUACUGAGUAUAUAUAUAUAUAUGUAUAUAUGUAUGAAUUUUUUUUUUUUAUCGAAGAAGAGAAUGUACGAGGGUUGUUUGAUAACCAAGUUGUUUGGUCUCCAACGACGCCAUUUUGACAGCAAUGGGGGGGGAUACAAAUUCCAACCUCGAAUGUUUAAUCUAAAUUGUAAAACUUUCGAUUUCUCGUGUAACUUCGUUAAACAAUUGUUAUUUGUCACGAACUCAAUUAGUUUCUAGCUAGUUAUCGAUCAACCAUCGUAUAUUUGGUAUUCGUUUGUGAAAAGUAGAUAUCGAGUAUAUGGAUACUAAUGAAUUUUUUAUCGAAGAAGAAAAUGCACGAGGGUUUAUUCAUAACCAAGGUCUCCAACAAUACAAUUUUGCGAGUUCAAUUUUUUUUUAACUUCAUUGCGUAACAGUAUCAUUUAUGACCAAUACAACUCCAAUUUUUUUUCCCCCAAAAUUGAGGGAACGUCCAAGUUCGAGUUAAAAAUAGACCAGGAGAAAAUGUGAAAAAUAAAUGUAUACGUUUAAAGUGGAACAAAGUUUCGAGACGAGUUUCGUUAAUUCCUCUAAUCUCGAACACAAUUUGUAGGAUUGGAGACCUUAGUUAUCGAUCGAGUCUCGUAUAGUUAUUAUGUCGUAGGCGAGACAAAAGUUAAUCGAUUAGAUUGAUCGUAUAAACUUCUCUAAGUUCUGAAUAGUAUUCGUUUAACACGAUUCGCGUGGAAUAAAUUUGAAACGAAACGCUCGAUUGCAACAGGUGCAUUUCCGGUUCGCGCACGUUGUGGCAGUGGUCGCUCAGAGCUUGAUUGCUAAGGCAGUUGAGCGUUGUUUGAACAAAAGGAGCAAUUAAUCCUCUGCCGAAGAACCUUCUUCGACAAAGCUUCGAGUCUCGUUUUUCGAUUCGUUCGCGUUCGCUCGCCAGUAUACGAGAAUACAUACACAUAAAUAAAUUUUACAUUCAAUUUCAUUUUGUGAAUCCCUUUGGGAUUCGAUACCACGUCGAUUAUUGUUUAAAUAUUGUACAUUAUAUUAAAAACUAUGUAAUUACUAAUUAAGUUUUAGUCUAGAAUCUUUGCUCGCUCCUAGACAACAUUCCGACUACGCCCUUGAAUACAAACGAAAUUAAUAGGAAAUUCGAUAUCGAUAUUCUGUUUGUCUUGUAACGCUUCAAAACGAAUUUUGACUUGCAAGAUCCACUAGAUGGUACUAGCAGAGUUCCCAGAAUUGCCCUAAAUACUAUUGGUUCUCGAGAAACACGAAUUUUUCUAAAAAAAAAAAAAAAAAAAACACGAUUUCUGGCAGAAAUAAGAUCAAUAAAAACGCUAGGAAGUUCCAUGCGGUUAUUAACUUUUGCUCGUAACUGUAUAUCGUUCCCAGCAAAGUGUUAUAUCGUAGCACUUAACGAUAAUGCAAUAAACAGUUGGGAUUUUCAUUUUGUAUCGACAGAACAUUUGUAACAAACGAGUCGAUGUUCAUUUUACUCGCCAAUGGAACUUAAAGCGUUUCGAGUAAAACGUACUCGGUAAUUUCAUUUACUUAAUUCUAUUAAGUAUCCUUUUGAUAUUCGCACAAUUAAAGUAACUUUCAAUUAAAUACAUACUUCUGUUCCCUUUAUAAAACUACGUAUACUUAACUAUGUAGAUCACAUUUGACGAAAUAUUAACAAUCUUAUCAUCGAGGACUGGCGUCCCCUUGACAGAAUGUCGAUUUUUAUAUUAAAUGUCGGAUAAAUCAAAGAAAUCAUAACCAGACUGAAUUUUUGUUCGAUACUAGAAUUAUCAAGCCCGUCUAAAUAACGGACACUUCAUUAAGUGCUGAAAUCAACAAUGUUCGAACAAAUUAAAAUACCAAAAACAAUAAAUUAAAGGUCCGGUUACGCACCUGAUCAGUGUAAAUUUUUUAUCGAUCUCGAAGACACGAAACUCUACAAUUAAAGAUUUACGAAAAAGGCAAGGCACUUGGGGACUUGCAUUCGAUAAAAUAUGUCUAGAUCAAGGCUUGGAAAGGUUUCGAAAAUAAUUGUUUAAAAUAAUUAUACGAUAAAAGUUCUCGAAAUUGUUACGAAGAACUUCUAUUCCGAAGAACUGUUACAAAGAACCUAAAUAAUAUUUGUCGUUUUUGGCAGUCAGAUUAAAUUUCAUUAGUUUUUAUGUA